Pseudophryne corroboree (corroboree frog) is the source of this 4534-nucleotide messenger RNA. It is a transcript of the gene SMAP2, whose product is annotated as small ArfGAP2. The transcript has 10 exons. Gene Ontology annotation, molecular function: GTPase activator activity. Lineage: Eukaryota; Metazoa; Chordata; Amphibia; Anura; Myobatrachidae. The record is from RefSeq and is a predicted model, not a curated record. Gene Ontology annotation, cellular component: cytoplasm. Bases 113 to 1381 code for a protein of 422 amino acids.
GUGCGAGUGCAUGGCGGUGACGCAGAGAGCUGGGAGGGAGGGGGAGAGACCCGGAAACAGGAAGUGAGAGGCGCAGUAGCCACGGGGAGCCAUCUUACUGUCUCCCGGGAAGAUGACCGGGAAGUCGGUGCGGGACGUGGAGCGGUACCAGGCUGUGCUGUCUGAGCUGCUGCUGCGGGAGGAAAACAAAUUCUGUGCCGACUGCCAAGCAAAAGGACCAAGAUGGGCCUCUUGGAAUAUUGGCGUAUUUGUCUGCAUCCGCUGUGCCGGUGUCCACAGGAACCUUGGAGUCCACAUAUCCCGAGUCAAAUCUGUAAAUUUGGACCAGUGGACACAGGAACAAAUACAAUGCAUGGAAGAGAUGGGAAAUGGGAAAGCAAAAAGACUGUAUGAAGCUUUUUUGCCAGAGAGCUUUAUCCGGCCACAGACAGACCAAGCGGUAGAAAUAUUUAUUAGAGAGAAAUAUGAAAAGAAGAAAUACAUGGAUCGCAGUGUGGAUCUUACCGCAUUUAGAAAAGAGCGAGAGCACAAGUGGAAAAAGUCAGAGUCUGCUCCUGACAUGAAGUCUGAGCCUAUUGUCUUUGAGAAGGUUAAAUUGCAGCAUAGGAAGGAUGAGCCUCAACCUCCUAAGUGCUCUCCCAAAAAGACAGUGGAGCCAGUCAUGGACCUCCUAGGUCUCGACACUCCAGUAGCCACUUCUGUUCCCAAUGGGAAGUCCAACACCAGCUUGGAGAAGGAAUUAGACCUGUUUGGUUCCACAUCUUUGUCUGGUUCCAAAUCCAGCCAGACUGUCAGCACCAUGCCAGUGACUGGUUCUGGAUCCGUCCCAGAGAAUCUCAACCUGUUCCCAGAGUCUGGAGGGAAAACAGAAGAAGGCACAAAGAAGCAACUUUCCAAGGACUCAAUCCUAUCUCUGUAUGGUCCUCAGACCCCUCAGAUUCCAGCUCAAGGAGCCCUCUUCAUGGCACCAGCACAAAUGGCAUACCCGAAUGCCUAUACUGGCUUUCCAGCAGCAGUUCCCACUCCUGGUAUGGGUGGUAUGAUGGCAUCACCAAUGGGGAUCAUAACCCAGCCAACCCACACAGGAAUGGUAGCACCCAUGGCUGUUCCAGCUGGGUAUGUAGGUGGAAUGCAGGCAGCAGUCAUGGGUGUCCCAAAUGGAAUGAUGGCGCAGCAUGCAGGUUAUGUAACUGGCAUGGGUGCUGUGGCCCAACCAAUGUAUGGGAUGCAGCCAGGACAGCAGCUACAGUGGAAUGUUGCUCAGGUUUCCCAACAGAUGGCAGGGAUGACCUUUUUUGGUGUGGGAGGCAUGGCAGGAUAUGGACAGCCUACUGCCAACCAGGCGCCUAACCAGAGCCUCAGCUCACCGAUGUGGAAAUGAAAUAGGCAUUCUCUGCUCACUCUGAACUUACUCCACUCCUUUCUCCCAGCUCAGCUGGUCCCUCACUGGUGGUACACAAGCAUCAUAUUCAUUUACCUGAGAGUCCUCCUAAGAGCUAUCCACUAAUACUCCCUAUCAGCCUGAAUCUAGUCUGACAGACAUAACAAAUUGUCCCUGAUUAUACAAUUGCCAGUACCCUGAAGUAUAAGGCAAUGCUGAAUUCUUCUGCAAAUUUCUACAAGCAUUUCCCAAAGUUGAGCCAUGCAUUAUGUAGUGCUGUCUGAAAAUCCAUAAAAAGGGCGCAAUGCAUUCAAAUAUCAAUAAGCUGGUGAUGUGCACCAGUGAUACAGAUACCAGCUGAAUGCAGUGUGCAGUGUUAGAGAGACAUUUAUUACAAUUCUGCACCAGCAAGCUCUGUAGAUCUGCAGGCAAGUCUAAAUGUGACAACUGGAAGUGGAUGUCACCCACCUCUGUUCUCCUUGUGGAUUGAAGUCUAGAAAUGCAGGGCUGCAUGCAUAUAUUGGUUACGUCAUACCACAAAGUGUUCAGUGUCUGUUUUACGUUCUAGGCCUCCUUUUAUUUUUAUUUUUUAUUACUUUGUCGAUCUUUGUAUGAAAGUGGAGUAAUACCUCACCACAUAUUAAUUCAGUGUAAGAUUGUUCAGUCAUUUUAGUAAAAUGAAUUACAGGUUUUGUUUUCAGUGAUUUGUUUUGUGUUUCCUCCACACUCCAACAUGAUUCCUUAUUCUAAAGCAUCAGGGGUUGUAUAAUGACAGUUACAUCUAAUAGUAACACACUACUCCAUUUUGGAGUAGAUCAUUUGCAUUUAAGCAAACCUCUUUUUGGAGUAUUUUAUUUUGACUUUUUUUUUUUUAAACAUGGUGUUAACUUUAAAAAAAUAUUUAAAGCCAUACCAGCUUUGCUUAAUUUAUAUGCAAUCCAGAGUUUAUGUAAUGUAAUAUAAAGGGCAUUUUCUGCUUACUCCACUUUCAUAAAUCCCCCCCCCCAUAUUUUUACAUUCAGAUUUUAAUUAUUCUGCUGCUGAAUGCAAUGGAAGGAGUGGUGUAUUUGUUUUAGCGGGUAACUUUUAUCUCUGUUAUGUAUUGUGCAAUGUACUUUGAAGAGAGCUCUAACUUGUGGCAGGGAAAGGUUUAGGCUAAAGGAUUUAUAUAAUAUAGAAUAAAUAGUAUAUACUUCUAAAAUAACAUUUGUUGGUGCAUGGGGGCCAUAUCUAAUUUUAUUAAAUGUAAUAAAAAUGAUGGGAUGAAAGUGGUCAUGCAAAUUAUAUUCUCCCUGUUUACCUUAUCAUUGACAUAUUUGGGUGAUGCCUUAUUUCAGAUGAAAGUAUGUCUUUUCUUUCUUUUUCAAUAUGACUGUAAUGUGCUAAUGUGAUUUGGUGCUGUUCAUACCCUUUUGUGUGUGACGUUUGCCCACCGUAGCAGAACCUAGCUAUCAUGGCACUCUACAUAGACAUCUUUUAAAUGUCCUAUGUAAAAUUGGGUUGGCAAGUUCUCAAGGGUGGCUCACUAUGGGUUUUUUUUCUAGUGAAUAAAAUUGCCUGCCUCAACACUCCUAUUUUAUUACAUAAUGUGAUGGAUGGUUGUGUGCAGUUAGAAUGAGUGUUUGGGCCGCAGAGCUUGUACACAGUCUUAUCUGGAUCUUGGACAAGCAUUCUGCAGACAAAACUGUCUUCUCAGAUUCUCUUAUCCAAUGUGUUGAAUCCUGAUCUUUUCUGUAGUAGACAGAAACAUAGAUUCCAAAAUAUCCACUUUACAUAUGGUCAUGCAUAAGCCUCUUAUGCACCAAACUGAAAUGUUUGCAGUGCUAUUUACUAAUAAUGAACUGUUUUGCAAAUACAUGUUUGGAACAUUCAGAUCUAUAUGAUUUUUAGUGAUGUUGCCCCUUUGAAGAUUCACAGCCGUUUUAGGAUCAGUGGUGUUAAUUGCAAUGCUUAAGUCAUUCUCGUGUAGUCACAUUUGCAUGAUAGAUGACCAAUUAUUUUGCUAGUUCAGCUGCAUUAUUUGCAUUUUUGUUUUAUGGUCCCUACUUUAGUAGUAUUCUGAAGCUAAAAGCAAUGGUGUGGCAGUGUAAAAGCAUAGAGCUUCCCUGAGACUGUGCAGCGGCAUUUCUAUUCUAGUGCUGGUAGGAUAGCCCCUGUAGCACACUGGCAUUUUAUUCCAUACUCAUAGAUGGUCUGAUGUCACAUUGAGUAGAGGCCGGUUUUCCUCUGCAUUCCAUGCAAAUCACUGCACUUAUGGCUGCCUUUACACUUGUCAGCAAGACCACGUUGGGACUGAAGCUGUAUUUAUGUGUGAACUUGAUUUCUUUUGGUUUUAGUUUUUAAGGAUCUUUUCACUUAGUAUAUAGAAAAGAUCCACACAACAAACAUAAUCAUGUUACAUCUGGAUAAACAGCAUUUCAUGUGGGACCUUUUUACUUGAUCAAAGUGUCCCUUACAUCCAACUGCCUCUGUCAUUACUUUGUAGCCUCUUUCCCAACCAUAUGAUUGCACACAGGAAUACAAGUUUUUUUAUUUAUUUUCUUAAAAACAGACCAGAAGAAUUGUAGGACAGAAACCUUAGAAUACAUGCCAUGUUGCUGUUGGCAUGGCAGUUUCCGGAAAAGCAGGGUUUUUAGCAUGCAGGGCAUCUAGGUGAUUAAUGUUCUCGUAGUAUUUGUAUUGUUAGCUAAUCAGCUGAACCAAAUUCCUUCAAACAAAAGGACUUCAUGUACCGUAUGUGCUGGGAAAUAAUUACAUAUUCUGAAUGUGAAAUAUUUGCACUUUCUGUAGCUUUAACAUGUGUUUUGUGUCUGUUUUUUAUAACUUUAAUAUUGUUAAGCUAACCUGUGUUGUGUUUUUGGGUUUUUUUUGGGGGAAAUUUUUAUUUAACCUUUUCAAUAUUAACGAGCAUUUAAGUUAUAAACACAUCUAAUGCAGAUAAUCUUACAGAUCUAUAAAUAUAUAUUUUUUGUUCUGUUAAUCUCUUGAAUUAUUUUCUUAAUGUCAGUUUUUUUUUUCUAACAAUUUAUUGUAAAAAAGAUGGUUUCUUGUGUAUUUGAUUUUUGUUCACUUAAAAUGUGAAAAUCAUUUACAGAGGCAGCUACACAUCUGUGUAUAUGUACAUUCCGAAAUAAAGAUGGUCAUUAAACAUUG